Molecule: messenger RNA, 2538 nt
Organism: Electrophorus electricus (electric eel)
Lineage: Eukaryota; Metazoa; Chordata; Actinopteri; Gymnotiformes; Gymnotidae
Gene: fzd8a
Product: frizzled class receptor 8a
Biological process (GO): non-canonical Wnt signaling pathway; canonical Wnt signaling pathway
Cellular component (GO): plasma membrane
Molecular function (GO): Wnt-protein binding; Wnt receptor activity
Source: RefSeq, a predicted model, not a curated record
AGGGCAUUGUGCACGCGCGGUAUGAACGCACACCGCGUAUUUCAGCGGGAGUUGUUUUUGCCAGUGAACUUUUAAUCAUCAUCCAAGCGCUCGGAUCCGUUCAAACGACACUGGAAGCCAGGCAUAAAAAAACGGUGACUCUCGCUAGGAAUAAAGGAAAUAGACGGGCUCCGAGACAGUUGCAUAUCCUCAGCCAUUUUGACUACGCGCGCCUCGGGGCUAUUUUUUCCUCCGCGCUCCUCCUCUGCGCAGGACUGGAAUCGCGAGAGGAUGGAGUGCUACCUGUUGGGGAUGUACCUGUUCCUGGCGCUCGCUAUGCUGCAGCGCUCGAGCGGAACCACGGCCAAGGAGCUGAGCUGCCAGGAGAUCGCCGUGCCGCUGUGCAAAGGCGUCGGCUACAACUACACCUACAUGCCGAACCAGUUCAACCACGACACGCAGGACGAAGCGGGCUUGGAGGUGCACCAGUUCUGGCCUCUGGUUGAGAUCCAGUGCUCUCCAGAUCUUAAGUUUUUCCUCUGCAGCAUGUACACUCCGAUUUGUCUCGAGGACUACAAGAAACCGCUGCCACCCUGUCGGAGCGUGUGCGAGCGAGCCAGGGCGGGAUGCGCGCCGCUGAUGAGGCAGUACGGUUUCCCGUGGCCAGACCGAAUGAGGUGCGAUUUGCUCCCGGUGCAGGGUAACCCAGACACGCUGUGCAUGGACUACAACAGAACGGACUCCACCACGGCUUCCCCGGUGCUGUCCAAGCCCACGAACUACCCGGGUAAGCCGUUUAACCCUCACAAACCCAAAAAUGGACACGGCCGCCCGGGGAUGCAGCCGAAACACAAGCCCGGGUCUGCGUGCGAGCCGGGCUGCCAGUGCCGCGCGCCGAUGGUGCAAGUCAACAGCGACAGGCACCCGCUGUAUAACCGCGUGAAGACGGGACAGAUUCCGAACUGCGCCAUGCCGUGCCAGAACCCGUAUUUCACCCAGGACGAGAGGACGUUUACCGCGUUUUGGAUCGGACUGUGGUCCGUGCUGUGCUUUAUAUCGACGUUUGCAACUGUUGCUACUUUUUUGAUCGACAUGGAGCGCUUCAAGUACCCCGAGAGGCCGAUCAUCUUCCUUUCUGCGUGUUACAUGUUCGUUUCGGUCGGCUACAUCGUGCGACUGAUUGCUGGGCACGAGAAGGUCGCGUGCAACCGGGACUACGACGUGGAGCACAUACAUUACGAGACCACCGGUCCCGCACUUUGCACCGUAGUUUUCCUUCUCGUUUACUUUUUCGGGAUGGCGAGCUCGAUAUGGUGGGUCAUCCUGUCCCUCACCUGGUUUUUGGCCGCGGGCAUGAAAUGGGGCAACGAGGCCAUCGCGAGCUACGCCCAGUACUUCCACCUGGCCGCGUGGUUGAUCCCCAGCAUGAAGUCCAUAGCGGUUCUGGCGUUGAGCUCGGUGGACGGGGACCCGGUGGCCGGAAUCUGCUACGUGGGGAAUCAGAACUUGGAUAACCUCCGAGGCUUCGUGUUGGCGCCCCUGGUCAUCUAUUUAUUUAUCGGCACCAUGUUCCUCCUGGCCGGGUUCGUGUCCCUGUUCAGAAUUCGCAGCGUCAUCAAGCAAGGCGGCACGAAAACAGACAAGCUCGAGAAGCUGAUGAUCCGAAUCGGCAUAUUCACAGUGCUUUACACGGUACCGGCCACCACCAUAGUGGCGUGCUACUUCUAUGAACAGCACAACCGGCAGGGCUGGGAGAUGACGCACAACUGCUCGUGCCUGCUGGAGCAGGACGUCAGGAAGCCCGACUACGCCGUCUUCAUGCUGAAGUACUUCAUGUGCCUCCUGGUGGGCAUCACGUCCGGCGUGUGGAUUUGGUCGGGCAAGACGCUCGAGUCGUGGAGGACGUUCUGCACACGCUGUUGCUGGGGGAGCAAAGGCGCCAGCGGCUCCAUGUACAGCGACGCGAGCACGGGCUUGACGUGGCGCUCGGGCACCGCGAGCUCGGUGUCCUGCCCCAAGCAGAUGCCUUUGUCCCAGGUGUGAGGCGCACCCGCGUGCAUCAGCCCUGGGCGCGUUUAGCAUGCGAAUGGAGCGUUGAUGGUGUGCGUUAGGCAAGCAGACGGCAGACUGGGCGCAACAAUGUACCUGCCAUUAUCCCGUGUGUGUUCUCUCUCUCUCGCUCUAUUGGUAUGGACAUGAAACGCAACCAGUGACGCUUAGAGAGAAUUGGGGCAUUACAGUCAUUCAAACUGAGCUGGACGUUGGUGUGUGUCCCUCCCCCGUCUUCAACAUUUCAGAGUAAAAGUUUCGGUUGCUUAACUUUUACAUGGUUUAAGACCAGUUCGAAAUAUCGAAGCGGUCAGAAUGGGCCGUCAAAGAUGGUCUCAAAUAAGCCUUAAAUCUCAGUGCCCAAAUAUUUUACGGGUUGUUUUUUAAUUGUAAAAUGUAUUUAUACAAUUGUGUACAAAUGUGUAAAUUCUGUAUAAAAAGAUUUAUAAUUUUUUUUUGUAAAAUUGUACAUAGUGUAGAUGUCACCUGAAGUGAAAUGUGACGUUUAUU